This is a messenger RNA of Papilio polytes (common Mormon), 1157 nucleotides long. RefSeq names its product extensin. NCBI's taxonomy places the organism in Eukaryota, Metazoa, Arthropoda, Insecta, Lepidoptera, Papilionidae. The transcript is spliced from 3 exons. The record is from RefSeq and is a predicted model, not a curated record. Bases 80 to 958 code for a protein of 292 amino acids.
UUCGCGGGUCGCGCGGCCGGCGAGCGCAGCGCCCUCUCGCAGCCACUCCGCCACGGCCGGCACGCAGAGCGCGCGCAACAUGCACUCCUCUAUUCUACAAUACUCUAUUUUGCUGUGUGUAGGCAUUGUCACAUCGGAUCCGUCGCCAGGUCGGAUCCCGAAAGUGUACAAUGCCCUCAUCACCUCCAACCAAAACCUGGAGCCGAGCAAGGCGUUCCCGGUGUACCAGCCAGUGAUACACGACGCAGCUUUCACCUUCCCGCUGCAGUCACCUUUCUUCUAUGGGCAUGAAUUACCACUAGGCAAUGGCUUAAUUCCUGCGCCAGCAUUCCUGCCAAGAGGGCCUAAUGCUAUUCCAGAACCGGCACCAGGACCAUCCUCUAAAGCACCAGAGGCAGCCGGAUCUCCGUCCAGCACAGAACAGCCCGAGUCAUCUGCAUCUUCUGUAGCCCCUCCAACUGAAAUCCCCUCCAAUUCCGAACAAGCGGCGCCUUCCGAGUCGAGUACAUCCUUACCAAAUUCUGCAGACCAGGCUGCUCAGUCACCCCCACCUCCUCCCAGUACAGAGUCCCCAAUACCGCUGAACCAAUUUGGAUUACCACCCCAAGUUCUGCCCAUUAGUCAUACGUACAAUACCAUCCCUAAUAUCCGACACUUUACCUACAGUUAUCCUGCAUUCCGAUUCUAUGACCCCUUUGAUCCCUUUGGCUUUAAUCCGUAUGCUGGUUUACCUCCCCUGUACCAUCCAUUGACGAAUGUUCUAGGUCAGUAUGAGGCAUCGCCAUCUGGCCGAGAGCAGAUACCUAAUUCAGUUGGCUCCAAUCCAUCUACUCCUAGCCCACCUCCGGAACCCAGUGACCUUAACGUUCUCAACUACUCCCCUAAAGAUCCCGAAAUCGCUAACGUCCCGCCUCCUCCUCUUCCUCAGGGCGGACUCAAGCCUGAUAAACCAGAGUAAUACGUUAAAACAAAUUAUAGUAAACGAUAACUAAGUUAGUCAUUAUUUUCUAAUUCAUACAAACUCGGUGAUCAUGUAAUCUAAUUUUCUCACUGUAAUUUUUGUAUUUUUGUUUUAACUUUUCUUUUCUUAUAUAGGACAACGGUUUUUCAAUAGUUCAUAAGAUUAUUCGUAUUAAAAGUUCCUCGAUUUUUUUUCA